ACGUUCAUUUCUUUAUUAUUUGUUUUUAGUUUGUUUUGGUUUUUGAUUUUUUCUUUGGUCAAUUCAAAAUAAAUUAUUUACUUUUUUAACACAACAAUUAAAUACUAAGAAAGGGCCAAGUGUAACAAGAUUUGUUUGAUAUGGAAAAUGAAUUACGGAAAGGAGAAAAAGAUUCAAUGGAAAGCACACGUAGACUUGAUUCAACUACAAUAUCUUUGAAAGCGCUAAUCGUAUUUUUCGCAGCUUCUAUACUUUCUUCAGUUAUCAUAGACUUUCUGCCAAUACAACAAAAUCCCUGGAAAUGGGAUACCACAAAGACGAGCGCGCCCCAAUAUUGCACAGAGGAGAAAACGUACGCCAUAUAUGCCAGAAGCAAGAGUGAGGAUCACUUGAUACACGUUGUUAAUGUUUUGGAGAAAUUGGGUUACACUCGUGUUAGUUUGGAGAAAAACUGGCAACUGUUAUGGGCACAUGACUAUCCAUUUUUAAAGAUGAAGGAACGUAUGAAACGUUUAGAAAACUAUCAAAUUGUGAAUCAUUUCCCGGGAUGUGGAUUUCUAACAAAUAAGGUAGACUUAUCGACGUCUGCACUGCUAUUUCUUCCGCGUGCCUUUCGUCUCCCAUCACAAAAAGAUGAAUUUCUGGAAUAUACCCGACUAAACCCAUCAGCUCUUUUUGUUGAAAAACAUAAUGAACAUCGUCACAUUGUUAUACGUUCGCCAGAGGAAAUCAAUCUAAACUCCACUACAUCCUUUGUCCAGGAGUAUAUCCAAAACCCAUAUUUAGUUGAUGGGUAUAAAUUCGAUAUGGGCGUCUAUGUCGUUAUCACAUCCGUCAAUCCAUUGAGGAUCUACAUGUACAGUGGGGACGUUUUAUUUCGAUAUUGUCCAGUUAAAUAUCAUCCAUUUGAUGCUUCCAAUAUUGAUAAAUACAUUGUUGGUGACGAUUAUUUGCCAACAUGGCAAGUGCCUUCUUUGAUCAAAUAUUAUUCGCAAUUCGGCGGCAGCAUGAGAAGUGCAUUCGAUGCUUAUGUGAGGGAUCAGCAGAUGGAUCCAACAGGGAUUUGGGUGCAAGUCGAAGAUAUAAUACGCCGUACAAUUUUAGAAAAAGAACGAGACAUUGUGAAUAUUCUUCGGUCGUAUAAAACGCGCAAUUUUUUCGAUUUGAUGCGUUUUGAUCUUAUUGUUGAUAAAAAUUUGAAAGUCUAUUUGAUGGAAGCAAACAUGUCUCCAAAUCUUUCAUCAGCGCACUUCAAGCCAAAUUCAGUUCUUUAUGAACAAAUACUGUACAACGUUUUGAAUUUGGUUGGUAUUGGAACACCAAUUAAAAUGCCGGAUGAUUGCAGAUUAAAUGCUGUUAAUGAAAUGAUAGCAACAGAUCAGAGCCUGUCGACGAACCUCAAUAAAUGUGCAUCACUAGCCUGCCACAGGUCUUGCAACAAACAAGGAUGUGAUCUGUGUUUGCCUUGCCUUACAGGAAGUGAGUAUGAUAUGUUAUAUAGAGCACACAUGGAACACCUUCAUAGGGGUAACAUGAGACGUCUGUUCCCCCCGUCAUUUAUUAGAGCUGAUACAGUAAAUAUCAACGCAGAAAUACAAAAUAUGACAAAACUCAAUGCUUGGAUGACACGAUGGUUCUUCUACAAGUGCCUUUACGAUGCCAGCUGGUGUCAUUAGAAUAAUACGUUGCAUUAAGAUAACACGAGGUUGACCUUUGUGGAAUGUAACGUUUUAAUGGGAUUUUGAUGUAAUCGUUACUUUUUGACAAUAACUGGAAUCUCUUUAAAAUGAGUAUUGUACAUUGUUUUCAUUCUAAACCUUUCACAGAUAUUAUUACGCGAGUGAGAUAUUAUUUAUUUUUAAUUGGCAAAUCAAAGAACAACAUUCCUCAUUAAUUGUUAAUAAGUAUAUUAUGUACAUAUAUUAUUAAAGCUGAUUUUUUCAUUAACUCGCCUUUACACGCCCUUGAAUAAAUAAAAUAACAACCAAGUUCUGAGACCAGAUCCUGUUGCGACUCUUCUGUCGUAUAUGCUUCUUUAAAAUUCUGAAACAAA
Musca domestica (house fly) is the source of this 2053-nucleotide messenger RNA. It is a transcript of the gene TTLL15, whose product is annotated as probable tubulin polyglutamylase ttll-15. The record is from RefSeq and is a predicted model, not a curated record. The transcript has 4 exons. The coding region runs from base 141 to 1676 and encodes 511 amino acids. Gene Ontology annotation, biological process: protein modification process. NCBI's taxonomy places the organism in Eukaryota, Metazoa, Arthropoda, Insecta, Diptera, Muscidae.